AUGUCGACCUGGGGUGAUUACUUCCGCGUCACCACUUACGGUGAAUCGCACUGCCGCUCUGUCGGCUGCAUUGUCGAUGGCUGCCCUCCCGGAAUGGAGCUCACUGAGGAUGAUAUUCAGCCCCAAAUGACUCGCAGACGCCCCGGCCAGAGUGCCUUGACAACCCCCCGAAACGAGAAGGACCGCGUCGAGAUCCAGUCAGGAACAGAAUUCGGUGUCACUCUGGGCACUCCGAUUGGCAUGAUGGUGCGCAACGAGGAUCAGAGACCCAAGGAUUACGGCGGUAGCACAAUGGACCUGUACCCCCGUCCCAGCCAUGCCGACUUCACCUACCUGGAAAAAUAUGGCGUCAAGGCCAGCAGUGGUGGUGGCCGCAGCAGUGCCCGCGAGACGAUCGGCCGAGUCGCUGCCGGAGCCAUUGCCGAAAAGUACCUUCGCCUAUCGCACGGUGUUGAGAUCGUCGCCUUUGUCUCCUCCGUCGGCAACGAACACCUGUUCCCCCCUACUCCCGAGCACCCCACCGCCUCCACCCAGCCCGAAUUCCUGAACCUGAUCAAGACCAUCGACCGCAAGACCGUCGACUCCUUCGUGCCCACCCGCUGUCCAGAUGCUGAUGCCGCCGCCCGCAUGACCAAGGUGAUUGAGCAGUUCCGCGACAACCACGACAGCAUCGGCGGCACCGUCACCUGCGUGAUCCGCAACGUGCCCGUCGGCCUGGGCGAGCCCUGUUUCGACAAGCUCGAGGCCAAGAUCGCCCACGCGAUGCUCAGCAUCCCCGCCACCAAGGGCUUCGAGAUCGGCUCCGGGUUCGGCGGCUGUGAGGUUCCCGGCUCGAUCCACAACGACCCCUUCAUUGUCUCCGACGUGGCAUCCCAGCUCGGUCCCAACACCUCCACCAAACAGCGGCUCACCACCAAGACCAACAACUCUGGCGGUAUCCAGGGCGGUAUUUCCAACGGUGCCGACAUCUACUUCCGUGUCGCGUUCAAGCCCCCGGCCACCAUCGGCCAGGCUCAGAACACUGCCACCUACGCCAUGGAGGAGGGUAUCCUCGAGGCCAAGGGCCGCCACGACCCCUGCGUCACUCCCCGCGCCGUUCCCAUCGUCGAGGCCAUGUCCGCCCUGGUCAUCAUGGACGCCCUCAUGGCUCAGUAUGCUCGCGAGAGCGCCAAGAGCCUCCUGCCUCCCCUGCCCAACACCAUCCCCACCCGUCCUACCCUGAGCGGUUCCAACUAA
Molecule: messenger RNA, 1236 nt
Organism: Aspergillus uvarum CBS 121591
Lineage: Eukaryota; Fungi; Ascomycota; Eurotiomycetes; Eurotiales; Aspergillaceae
Product: bifunctional chorismate synthase/riboflavin reductase [NAD(P)H] ARO2
Exons: 3
Coding region: 1-1236 (411 amino acids)
Biological process (GO): aromatic amino acid biosynthetic process; chorismate biosynthetic process
Cellular component (GO): cytosol
Molecular function (GO): FMN binding; chorismate synthase activity
Source: RefSeq, a predicted model, not a curated record